Messenger RNA from Drosophila melanogaster (fruit fly), 591 nucleotides. RefSeq names its product Odorant-binding protein 93a (gene Obp93a). The transcript is spliced from 4 exons. NCBI's taxonomy places the organism in Eukaryota, Metazoa, Arthropoda, Insecta, Diptera, Drosophilidae. The coding region runs from base 1 to 591 and encodes 196 amino acids. The record is from RefSeq and is marked reviewed. Gene Ontology annotation, cellular component: extracellular region.
AUGUAUGUGUAUAAUCUGCUUUUCGUUGUAAUAGUUUUUAGCUAUUGUGCAAAAUCCUUUAAUUAUACAAGCUGCGAUCACGCAAAGCAGCCAAAGUUUUUGAGCUCAUGCUGUGAUGUUCAAAAAAACGACAAGGCCAUCAAUUCGUGUCGCAAGUCCUUGCUGGGCAAUAAUUCAACCAAUUCGAAUGGGGAAGUGCGCAAUCUUAAGUCGGAUAAAGUGGCUUUGCAUGCAUGUAUUGCGGAGUGCUCCUUCAGGACCAAUGGAUUCUUGUUGAGCAAUGGCACUGUUAAUACCCAGGCAUUGCAGAAGAGCUAUCAGCAACGCUACAAAAACGAUCCGAAUAUGUCGCAACUGAUGUUGAAGAGCCUCAAUAGUUGCACGGACUACGCUAGGAAGCGGGUGCAGGAGUUCCAAUGGAUGCCCAAGAAGGGCGACUGCGACUUCUAUCCUGCCACCUUGCUGGCCUGCGUCAUGGAAAAGGUCUACAUCAACUGCCCGACCAGCAAAUGGAAAAACACCAGCGAUUGCACAGCGAUGUGGAAAUAUUUGGUUGCCUGUGAUGAUGUGGCCAGUAAUAAGAAGAAAUAG